AUGAGCAGCGAUCUACAGUUAUGGGCUCUGCCACGCCUCCAGCGCCUCCUACCGAUCGAUGACGAAUCACUCAAAGAAAUUAUCACAUAUACCUCAACGCUAGGGAAAGAAUCUGGGGCCGAGCAUCUCAAGAAUCUGUUGGGCGACUCACCGCCAGCGCUGGAAUUCAUCUCCUCCUUCAACAGCAGACGCCCAGACAUCGCAACUUCUUCGAGUGGAGGCAAUCGAAGAUCGAAGAGCCCCGCACAGCCUUCUCGAUCUUCGCCGGCUGGCGAUGAGACCGGCGUGCCAAGUGUGAAGAAACGACAGUCGAAAAGGUCGAAACCGCCGCUGCACUCUGCUGGGCCGGCGCGGACGCCUGAGGGGUAUGGGAAUGUGGGUGGUGGGUACACGAAGCACUAUGACAGCGGCGACGGGUAUGCGUUUGGCGGUCGAGAGCCAGAUGCUCUGCAGGUGCCUCAGGUUUCGCAUGGCCCGUCAGGGGGUUCGUCUGCUACGUCUAGAGAUGCGUCGCCGGCGGCGCGGGGAGUGCAGAAGAUGCCGCCCUCUGCGUCAGGAAAUUUGAUCUCGGAUUUUGGAUUUGCCAACGUGCGGGCCAAGCAGUCGAAGAAGCCUGCUCAUGUCGCACAUUCGCAGCCGCAGUCCCAGUCUGGUACUUCUACGCCGCACAAAGGAGCUACGACGACCACUACGACGAGUGUCUCUGAUCUGACUGCCGCGAUCGCUGCUUUGGAGUUGGCCACGAAUCCUACGUUGUCCUCACAGCGGAGGAAAUGCACGUGCAAUGCUUCGAUUCACCCUUUGUUCUCGACUGCUCCAAAUUGUUUAAAUUGUGGCAAGAUCAUUUGUGCUCUCGAAGGGCUACAGCCAUGCUCAUUUUGCGAUUCACCUGUUCUCACCAAGGGUCAAGUCAAUGAAAUGAUCAAAGCAUUGAAGGAGGAGCGAGGAAUCGAACGGAUGGCAGUGCACAACGCGGGACAAUCACAUUCAGGAGCGGGGACACCGCGGUUUGGUGGCUCAACCCCAGAUAGUGCAUCGGGUGACGAGGCAUCCUCCGCAGCAGCUCGGGCGAGAGCACAUCGAGAUAAACUUCUGGCUUUCCAAAGAGAAAAUGCUCAACGUACAAGAGUACACGAUGAAGCGGCCGACUACGAUGCGACACUAACGCCAGGCACAACACAGUGGAUGAGUCCUGUGCAACGUGCGGCGGCUCUGAAGAAACAGCAGAAAUACCUCCGAGAGCUCGAGGAGGCGAACCGACCUGAGUGGGAGAAGAAGAAAACAGUGAUGAGUAUGAGCAUCAAGAACGGGAAGUUGGUCAAGACGUACGAACGUGGACAGGCCCCAGCGUUGAGUGCGAAGGAUGAGGUCAAUGACGCAGAAACUAUUGAGCCCGAUGACGCUAUGGAUCAGCAUUUGAGCAUUGGUGAGAAGGGCGCGUUCAGUAAUAAUCCCCUUCUCGCCACAGGCAAACUCGUUCGGCCUAUAUGGAAGGCGCCCGAUGGAAGUCAGAACUUGAAGGGCAAGGGGCGUGAGUCGGGUGAGGGUGCUCCUCGUGCCAGUGUGUGGCGCAGAGUCCAAGAUGACAACGACGACAAUGAACAAUGGAUCUUGGAUGGCGGCUUACAAGGCUACGGAACGGAGAGUAGGUUGAUGGAAGAUGGGAGUCAGCAAGAAUGUGGAUAG
Molecule: messenger RNA, 1686 nt
Organism: Exophiala bonariae
Lineage: Eukaryota; Fungi; Ascomycota; Eurotiomycetes; Chaetothyriales; Herpotrichiellaceae
Exons: 1
Coding region: 1-1686 (561 amino acids)
Biological process (GO): positive regulation of DNA-templated transcription
Cellular component (GO): nucleus
Molecular function (GO): zinc ion binding; transcription coactivator activity
Source: RefSeq, a predicted model, not a curated record